AUGUCGAGCACUAAUAGUAAUACUACACGUGGUCCUGGAGAGCGUCAACUGACAAUUACUAAACGGUUUACAAAACCACGUCGACGUGGUAAUAGUCAAGGUGAAACAUUAAGUACGGGUAUAAACGCGUUUGGUGGCAUGAGUCCUGUUAAUGCUACUUUUGGAAGUAGCAAUGGAAACGGCUUAAGUACGAGAAAUACGAUAAGUUUUGGAAAACCUCCGGCAACGACUUUGUUAUCGUCCCCUUCCCCUCCUGGGCUUACCUUGGGUCAACCUUUAUCUUCUUUCAAAGAUGAUACGACCGGGUUUGUAUCAAGUAAGACAGGUUUCUUAACCAAACGUGCCAUGUCUAGUAUGGAUGCAUUUGCGAAUUGGAAAGAACGUUUCUUUGUGUUAGCCGAAGGUCAUUUAUCCUAUUAUAAACAAGGUGGUGGCUUUUUUAAUACUGGAAAAGAAGAUAUUGUACAUUUAAAAGGAGAAUUGGAAUUAACACCGGAUACAAUUGUACGAAAGAGUACAAUUGAUGAUAAAGCUAAUUGCUUUGAAGUGGUCACACCGACGAAAAAAAUGUUUUGUCAAGCAAGUACAGCACGAGAGAUGGAAGAUUGGGUCAAGUCAGUACGAGCACAUAUUAAUGCACUCAAGAAAACACAAGUACGUGGAAGUUUUCAUGACGCAACGCCCGUGACGACAAUUCCAGGAGCAGGAGCAGGAACGAGUGUCACAACAGGUAUUCUUCCACCCAUGGUGCAAACAGGAGCUAUUGAGACGGACUAUUCACGUCCGAGUAUGUUGGAAGACCAUGAGAUUGUUCGUGGAGCUGAUAAAUCAUCGGACCCUAAGGAUGUUGUGAUUAAACAAUUGCUGGAAGAAAAUCGAUCCUUGCGAGAGCAGUUGACCAUGAAGGAUCAAGUGAUUCAUGAAUUGGAAAUGAAUGGAGGACGGUCCGUUGAUGCACCAUCGGGUGGUGCAGGCAAAUUGAGAUCCACUGCACCACAGAUGAUAUUGGAUUUGAGAGAUGUCAAGAAGAAACAGUUUCAGCUUUUUGAUGCCGCAGAAGUGGGUAAUUGGCAUCUCAUUGCGACGCUACUACGUGAUAAUGUUGUGGAUGUGAAUGGCGUGGGGAUUAAUCAGACGUCGGCGCUGCAUCUUGCCGCGCGUAAUAAUCACCCGAAUGCAGUGAAGGAGCUGCUAAUGCGUGGUGCGGACCCGUCCGCACGUACCGGAGACAGCCAUACGGCGCUGCAUAUUGCGGUUCAGGCUGGCAAUGUGGAAUGUGUGAAGGAAUUGCUAGAUGCAGGAGCAGAUCCCAACGUGACGGAUUACCAAGGCAACGCUGCCAUUCACAUGGCAGCCGAAUCAGGCGAUAUUUCAGCCGCGAAACUAUUGGUUGCGCGAGGUGCACGCAUUGAUGCUUCCAAUGCUAGCGGUAGUCUUCCAGUUCACUUAUCACCGAUUGGCCACCCGAUUCGUGUGUUGCUUGGCAGUGGAUCAAACUUAGCAGCUACAAAUCCGUCGCAGCCGCCAAAGCCUUGUAAUGAGAUGGCUGCUCGCGAGGGUAACGCAACGCAGAUCAAGAAGGACCCGUCUGGAGUGCCUGACACAUCGAACUUUCCUCAGGCAUUUACGGACCAGGAAAUUUCAGAGAUGGAGCGAGGGUUUGAUCUUAUGGACCCGAACGCUGCCCAAGUGCAGCGCCCCAACCCGAACGGACACAAGGAUGAUAAGCGCUUGUUCAAGGACUUUGAUUUUACACCGGAGCUGCAGUUGGAUAACGAAGCGAAACAAUUUGAGCAGCUUGCUUUGCAGCAAAACAGUUUCAAGAACCUGCCGCCACCAGCUCUGCUCGAGACAGAUGAGUACAGCAUCUAG
Peronospora belbahrii is the source of this 1872-nucleotide messenger RNA. The record is from the annotation of a GenBank genome assembly. Lineage: Eukaryota; Oomycota; Peronosporomycetes; Peronosporales; Peronosporaceae.